GAUAAAAGAAGCCCAAAACCCUAGCGAGACUGCAUCUGAAAACCCCAGAACCUGUAAGAGAGAAGAUGACGCAGAAAAGUGGGUUAUUCAAAGGCCAAAAGAAGAGGAAAACCGUUCCUCUCAACCGCCAUGGAAAGGCACCAACAACUCGUAAAGGGAAGAGAUAUGUAAAGCCCUCAAAUUUUACGAGCGCAAUGGAUACAGAUCGGGAGUUGACAAAGUUCAUAAACAAGUGCAAUGAAGUGAAGGCUGCCACUGCUGCAAACAAGGAAGGUGGCCAAUUAUGCAUAGUCAAAACACCAGCUGGGACUGAACCUGAGGCCAAGAAAUAGUUGGGGGCAACAACCAUAUCAACAUAUGGAGAUAGAGAAAACCUGAACAAAAGUUGUUAAGUUACUUCUCAUCCAAGAAAAAUUAACACUUAUUUUGCAUAGAUUUUUCUGUGUGAUUGAUUGUGUACCAUAUAUUAGCUUCAUAGCUUGUAUGCAGUUUUGAUCCAAGUGAGAAGUUUUGAUGAAUGAGGAUGUGAUAAAUACUUUAACUA
Molecule: messenger RNA, 544 nt
Organism: Humulus lupulus (European hop)
Lineage: Eukaryota; Viridiplantae; Streptophyta; Magnoliopsida; Rosales; Cannabaceae
Exons: 3
Coding region: 66-332 (88 amino acids)
Source: RefSeq, a predicted model, not a curated record